Macrosiphum euphorbiae (potato aphid) is the source of this 489-nucleotide messenger RNA. Lineage: Eukaryota; Metazoa; Arthropoda; Insecta; Hemiptera; Aphididae. The record is from the annotation of a GenBank genome assembly.
AUGGUUGGAUUUAAAGGGCGGUCUGGAAUUAAGCAAUAUAUGCCAAUGAAACCAGUAAAAAGAGGAUUUAAGAUAUGGGCUAUAUGUUGUGCAAUAACUGGUUACUUACUUAAAUUUAUUAUAUAUGAAGGAAAAAAAGAUUCUAAGGAAAAAGGAUCUCUAGGUGAAAAGACAGUACUGGAAAUGACUAAUAACUAUCAAGAUAAAGGAUAUUGUGUAUUUUUUGACAGAUUUUUUUCCAGCAUAAAUCUUGUUUCAGAAUUACUAAAAAGAAAAAUAUUUGCUUGUGGAACUAUGUUACAAAAUAGAAAAUAUUUUCCUAAAACUUUAUUGAAAGCAGAUAAAUCUCUUAGUAUGGGUGAUUAUGAUUUUGCUUCAUCAGGAGAAAUUUCAGUAUAUAAGUGGAUGGACAGAGGGAAAAAACCUGUAGUUGUAGUAUCAUCUAUUCAUAAGGGAGAAGAUAUUACAGUGGUUAAGAGAAAAAAAUAA